CGGCGGCAGCACGAGCGCGCGGCACAAGUGAGCCUCCAAUUAUUAAUUAGUAAUCGCUGAGCUGUUAAACGGUGAACGUUGUGUGUCUUGUGUGAUUUAUGGGAACGUGCCCAUAGAGUGCGAGUGCCGAGCAUAGAAGCAGCUCAACGGCCAUCGCCAGUGUGCAUCGCGGGAUAUCCCGGGAAAAGGGGAAGCCACUGUGGUGGCGAAAAGCAUCGCCGAAACUAGAACAGUUUUCCUUCUACUUCGAGCUCAUCGACAAUUCAACCUAAGCGGAAUGAAUCCCAUGGCCAAUUUUAGCUGCGCGAUAUAAUUUGCAAACAUUUCUAACCUUCAGCCUCGCAAGUACAAACAUCCCACCCAACCAUGACAGACGUAUCGCCACCAACCCCACUGCCACAGUCGUCAGACUUCUGGCAGUUGCGAUAUUUUCUCUACCUGGAUUUGCCACCGUCGUCGUCGUUGUCGUCGUCAAUCGGAUCCACGGGCUCCAACAGGCAGCUCUACGCCAACGAACCGGACAAAAUGCUCUCAAGCUGGGACCUGUCGGCACCGGUGCCGAUGUCGGAAAAUAUGUUAUCAAACGCCGAGCAGACGCAACUGCUACUGUACGACAUCCUAAUCCCGUUGCUUGGAACGUUGAUAAUCGUGAUGAACGUGGCCGUAGUUACGUCCAGUUUGUUGCUUCUGCGAAAAGGUCAGCAACCAUACACAACGUACUUGUUCCUGGGAAACGUUGCAGCAUCGGAUCUGCUGACGGGAUUUGCCGUUCUGUACGGCCAGUACGCACCGAAGGAAAUCCGCGGCGAGGAUAACUGCUCCAUUUUAAUCGGAUUAAUUGUAUCCACCACCAUUGUGUCGGUGUACAGCAUUGGAUUGAUCGCAAUCGACCGGUACCUGUACAUCGUCUACGGACUACAAUACCAGCGCUACAUCACGCCCAGCCGGGCGAAACUUUUAAUCGCUGCAACCUGGCUCAUCGGUCUUAUCAUCGGCUUUCUGCCCGCGUUCGGCUGGCGUGGCGAUACGGAUGGUGGACGCGUGUGCUGGUUUGUCCGUUUGGCACCGCCAGCUCUCAUUAUACUGACCACCGUGGUGGGAAUAAUCCCUCUGAUUGUGGUCAUUGUUCUGUACAGCAUCAUUCUACAUAAAGCCCUCCGCCGGGUGGCACAGCUGAAAAAAGCGAGCCGUGAGCAACAGGGUGCCCUGGCUGGCAAUUUACGAUUAUUUCGAGGAGGCGGAGGCACGGCGGCGGCGGCAGCUGCUAGGGCUCCGGCGGCAGCCGAACAGCCAUUGUCCGAAGAGAAUCGCAAACCAACCAAAUGCUUCCGAUGCUGCAAAAAACGCUCCCCCAAGACGAUUGACGGCCGGAACACCGGAAAGCACCCGACCAAGUGGAAAGCCAUCAAGGUGGUCAUGCUCACGACGGGAUGUUUCGUCGUGACGUGGCUGCCAUAUUUCAUCGCUAGCACCAUGUACGUCCUAUGUGACCCAAAUUCGAAUCCGGACCUGUGCCGGGGACUACAGUUUGCCAUCGCCAGCCCUUUGGCCAUUCUCGGAUUCACCAACAGCCUUCUAAAUCCCCUUAUCUAUGCCUGGUGGCAUAACGGUUUCCGAACAUCGAUGAAGAAGCUGUGGAGAAAAAUGUGCUCCUGUUGCUGCCAGCCAGGCGACAAUAAAUCAUUCCCACAAGAUCCGGCACAGGAGGCAUCGGCAAGAACGGCAUCCAGCAACGGUAGCAACCGUGCAGUCAUUGGCACCACCUCCGACGUCGUUGGCGGGAACGGUGUUAGCCAGCAGUCUCGAAGUUCAGAUGCUACAACAUCAACAACUACCAACACCUCCUCGUUUACUGGCAGCCCCCAGCACCGUAUAUCGAGGAACAACAACACCAGCAACAGAUCGAUGCCCACGUACAACAGCGACGCCAGUGACCUGGAAAAUCGAAUAACUGACACGGACAUCGAUCGUUCCGUGCAGACCAGACUGUGAAAUAAAGUGUAAGGAAAGCACACGAGUGGUCUUCCUGUUUCAAAAGAUUACAGUUCUAAGUAUUUUGCUCGAUAGACACGUGUGUAAUAGGAUAUGCUAAGGCCUAUGUGAGUGUGUAUAUUUUCGUUCAUAAGUGUGUAAACCAGCUUUGUGUCCUAACGACGAGAAGUAGAGUAGGAAGAAUAAUAAUAAAUUGUUUGUAUAGAUACUCAACUCAUCGCAAGCAGCAUGUCAAAGAAAAUUUAAAGAUUAUGUCCCAAUCACUACAGCAGCAUCAAUAACAAAAGGUUCCUCAUUCCGUCUUUAAAGCUAAGUUCUUGGUCUUCAUUCAUCAAUUAGAGUCCAUUCUAUGUAUGUAGGGAACGGAAACCUUCUUCAGCAAAGUGCUCCGAUUUUCAUCCUAUCGAAAACAAAGCUAAUAAGCGCUAUUUGUUUUGUUUUUUUAUUUUUGUAUUUUUUGUUAGAAGUCAGCAUGCACAAGAAGAACGGAAACAAUUGGUGCCUAAAUCGUCUGUUUUUAGAAUACGACGAACAUGGGGGCAUAGACUGAAUAAGAGUGCUCAUACCCUAUUUCUAGAAAAUUGCUUCACUCAAAACUCGGGUAGGGUAAGAAAUCAAACUUUGAACUAGUCAAAUUGUAAUCUUAAUUUGAACCAUUUCGAAAUUCAUUAAAACGACGUACUUUUUAGGCAAAUAUUGUUCCGAAAAAGAUGUUAAACAGCUUUCCGUAAUAUAACCUGAUAACAUGGACUUUAAAAGCA
Aedes albopictus (Asian tiger mosquito) is the source of this 2753-nucleotide messenger RNA. RefSeq names its product 5-hydroxytryptamine receptor 1A-like. Gene Ontology annotation, cellular component: plasma membrane. Bases 367 to 1992 code for a protein of 541 amino acids. Gene Ontology annotation, biological process: adenylate cyclase-activating adrenergic receptor signaling pathway. Lineage: Eukaryota; Metazoa; Arthropoda; Insecta; Diptera; Culicidae. The transcript has 5 exons. The record is from RefSeq and is a predicted model, not a curated record. Gene Ontology annotation, molecular function: G protein-coupled receptor activity.